GCCCCAAUGGGGCGGAUCUCCUACUUGACCCGCCACUGACAUCCCUAAGUGUAAUGGCUUACCCUCCACUCUCUCUCAACUCCGCUCUUACGACAACCGCCCCGACCCUCUACUUACUCCGCCACCACCUCAACAACCUCACGACCACCCUGACCCUCUACUUACUCCGCCACCACCUCAACAACCUCACGACCACCCUGACCCUCCGCCGCAACAACCGUCGCAGCAGCAACAACAACAGAACCAACAGCAAAAUUAUUCUCAUAUUUCCAAUAUCGGCCGAGUCCUCGGCCGACCAAUAGAAGACGUCCGCGCCAGCUACAAUUUCGGCCGCGAAUUAGGGCGCGGACAAUUUGGUGUCACCAACAACCGUCACUCUGUCAAUUUGGUUAUGGAAUUGUGCGCCGGCGGCGAGCUUUUUGAUCGGAUUAUUGCGAAAGGGCAUUAUUCGGAGCGCGAGGCGGCGAGGUUGUUUCGACAGAUUGUUAAAGUUGUGUACAAUUGUCAUUCUAUGGGGGUUAUGCAUAGAGAUCUUAAACCUGAGAAUUUCUUGUUUUUAAGCUCUCUUGAAGAUUCGCCAUUGAAAGCAACUGAUUUCGGACUCUCUGUCUUCUUCAAACCAGGAAAUGUUUUCAAAGACCUCGUUGGGAGUGCAUAUUAUGUAGCUCCUGAGGUUUUACAUCGUAGUUAUGGUGCUGAAGCUGCUGUUUGGAGUGCUGGAGUGAUAUUAUACAUCCUCCUAAGUGGAGUUCCUCCAUUUUGGGGAGAGAAUGAGCAGGGUAUCUUUGAUGCUAUUUUACGGGGCAUUCUUGAUUUCACAUCUGAUCCAUGGCCUUCAAUAUCCAGUAGUGCCAAAGAUCUAGUGAAGAAGAUGUUGCGUCAAGAUCCUAAGGAAAGGCUUUCUGCUCUUGAUGCUUUAAACCAUCCAUGGAUGAGAGAAGAUGGAGAAGCUCCUGACAAGCCAAUUGAUAUUGCUGUUUUAACCAGAAUGAAGCAAUUCAGAGCAAUGAACAAACUGAAAAAAGUAGCAAUUCAAUGUGCUGAUGUCAAUGGUAAUGGAACCAUUGAUUACAUGGAGUUCAUCACAGCCACAAUGCAUAUGAAUAGAAUGGAGAAGGAGGACCAUCUGUACAAGGCCUUUGAAUAUUUUGAUGAGGACAAGAGCGGGUACAUAACCAUGGAGGAACUAGAGCAAGCCUUGAAGAAGUAUAACAUGGGUGAUGAGAAAACAAUACAGGAGAUAAUUGCUGAAGUUGACACAGAUAAUGAUGGUAGAGUAAUUAUGAGGAAUUUGUAGCUACGAUGAAGAAAGGCAACCCUGAUUUGGGUUUAAACAGACGGAGGAGAUGAUUCAUAGGACAGUAACUUUGUAAUAUGACUACUAUGACUGUCGUGUGAAGCUCGUCUACACCAGUUCUUGAACAAUGGCAGAGAUUUUGUCAAUAUUUAAACUUCUCCAACUAUUUAUGCCUUUGGAGUAGAGUGGAUCUGAUCCAGUGUUGUCCAAUUAUUAUAUAAGGUCCUGUGUAUAUGUAUUUGGUAUUCCAAGUGUAGUUUUUUGUUUCUUUUCCUCUGUAGUUGCACAAUUGUUAAUUGUUUACGUAUGUCAUUCAUCUGGUGAGCUGAAUACAUUUUGCUGUAAAUUAGUUGUGCCAGUGUUUUAUACAUAUAUAUGGGGCUGUAAUUUUUUCAAAAAUUGAGCUACGGAGACUUGGAGCCCGUUGGCAGGCAUAUGAUUAGUUGAAUGUAUACGUUUGAGAUAUAAAGGGUAUGAUUUGGUCCCUAAUAUGAGCUUCAUAAAGGCAGAUAUUUCAUCUGUUCUUUCUUUGA
Messenger RNA from Chenopodium quinoa (quinoa), 1830 nucleotides. RefSeq names its product calcium-dependent protein kinase 1-like. The record is from RefSeq and is a predicted model, not a curated record. Lineage: Eukaryota; Viridiplantae; Streptophyta; Magnoliopsida; Caryophyllales; Amaranthaceae. Gene Ontology annotation, biological process: protein autophosphorylation; peptidyl-serine phosphorylation; intracellular signal transduction. The transcript has 7 exons. Gene Ontology annotation, molecular function: calcium-dependent protein serine/threonine kinase activity; ATP binding; calmodulin binding. The coding region runs from base 392 to 1297 and encodes 301 amino acids. Gene Ontology annotation, cellular component: cytoplasm; nucleus.